AUACGUACUUCCGGCGCGCCGCGCGCCGCGCGCCGCUUGACACCAGCCUCCGUGUACCGGGGCCGCCUCGGACCGGCACGAUGGGCAAGAAGGGCAAGAAGGAGAAGAAGGGCCGCGGGGCGGAAAAGACGGCCGCCAAAAUGGAGAAGAAGGUGUCCAAGCGCUCACGGAAGGAGGAGGAAGACCUUGAAGCUCUCAUAGCCCAUUUCCAGACGCUAGAUGCCAAAAAGACUCAGAUCGUGGAGACGCCCUGCUCGCCCCCUUCACCAAGGUUAAAUGCCUCUCUCUCUGCUCAUCCUGAGAAAGAUGAAUUAAUCCUUUUCGGAGGUGAAUAUUUCAAUGGCCAAAAAAUGUUUUUAUAUAAUGAACUCUAUAUCUACAACAUCAGGAAGGACACCUGGACCAAGGUCGAAAUCCCCAGUCCACCUCCGAGGCGCUGUGCUCACCAGGCUGUGGUGGUGCCCCAAGGUGGUGGGCAGCUGUGGAUCUUUGGAGGGGAGUUUGCUUCUCCUGACGGAGAGCAGUUUUACCACUACAAGGAUCUCUGGGUUCUGCACUUAGCCACCAGGACCUGGGAGCAAGUCAGAUCACCAGGGGGUCCUUCAGGCCGGAGUGGACAUCGUAUGGUAGCCUGGAAGAGACAGUUAAUACUUUUUGGUGGUUUCCAUGAGAGUACAAGAGAUUACAUCUAUUACAAUGACGUGUAUGCCUUUGACCUGGACACAUUCACGUGGAGCAAGCUGUCCCCAUCGGGGACUGGGCCCACACCCAGAUCUGGCUGCCAAAUGUCUGUCACUCCCCAGGGCAGCAUUGUCAUCUAUGGGGGCUACUCAAAGCAGAGAGUCAAGAAAGAUGUGGACAAAGGCACCCAGCAUUCAGAUAUGUUCCUGCUGAAGUCCGAGGAAGGACGAGAAGUCACUGGGGGAGCAGGGACACUUGUGCCAUUGGCUGGUUCUUGCUACCCCUCCAUCCCUACAUCUUACCUCAGCUCCUGCUCUCCUGUGACAGGCAGAUGGGUGUGGACUCGGAUCAACCCUUCAGGCACCAAACCCACUCCCAGGUCUGGCUUUUCUGUGGCCAUGGCUCCAAACAGUCAAACGCUGCUCUUCGGGGGUGUCUGUGAUGAGGAAGAGGAGGAGAGCCUGGAGGGCGACUUCCUCAAUGACCUGUACUUCUACGAUGCCACCAAGAACCGCUGGUUUGCGGGACAGUUGAAGGGGCCCAAGGCAGAGAAGAGGAAGCGGAGGCGGGGCACAAAAGCAGAGCCUGAGGGAGCCAACGAGCAGGAAUGCGGGGAGGCCAGUGCCCAGGCGCCUCGAGAGGUGGUCAGAGAGGUGGUCACAGAGGACGGGACAGUGGUCACCAUUAAGCAGAUGCUCACGGCCCCAGGCCCAUCAAAACAGCCACCGCCGGAUGAGGACGAUAGCCCAGAGGAAGCAGGCGGCCCCUUGGUGGAGCCCCGCCCCCGCUCCAAUGCCAUGCUGGCCGUGAAGCAUGGCCGACUCUACCUCUUUGGGGGCAUGUUUGAGGCCGGUGAGCGCCAGGUCACCCUCAGCGACUUCUACUGCCUUGACCUGCAUAAAAUGGACCAGUGGACGGUCUUGGUGGAGGCGGAUCCAGAAACACAGGAGUGGCUGGAGGAGACCGACUCGGAGGACAGCGAUGCUGCUGAGGGCGCUGAGGGCGGAGAGGAGGACGAGGAGGACGAGGACAGCAGUGAGGAGGACCAGGAGCCACAGCACCCCUUGGUGACGCCUGGUGAGCAGUUUGCAGACUACCUGCCUAGGACUGAGCAGUAUUGGGUGAGGCUUGCCCGAGACGAUGCUGGGUCAGAAGCAAAGGAGAAGAGAGUGCUGAAGGUAGCCCAUGCCAUGGCAAAAGCUUUCUUUGAUGACUCAGCAUGAGCCGCCAGCCUGGACCAAAAGUUAAACUGAGUGAGGUUGUCUUCCCUCCCCGUCACUGGUGUGAUUUAAAAUAAACUGGACUUGGAACAAGGCUGCUGCAAAGGUUGUCUUCUGUGCGGCCCUGCAUGCACCAAGGUCCUGGUGGGGCCUGCCAGGGCAGGGCCAGGCUGAGGGUGGGCCACCCACACCGCAGGCUACACUUGAAUAUGGAGUGACCCCAGGAAGCAUGCUCUGAUACAGACUGGAACAUUUGUGCUCUGUGGGCGGGUUUCUCUUCUGCAGAGCUAGGGGAUGAACGUUCUGAUUGACUGCAUAUUAUCAACCUGGAGAUGUGCUUUUUAACUUAAUUGUCAGAAGUAGCCCUCAGACUGCCUGUAUGAGUUUUCUUGUUAUUUAUAAAAUAAAAUAGCUGUUGGCUGGG
Messenger RNA from Myotis myotis, 2325 nucleotides. It is a transcript of the gene KLHDC4, whose product is annotated as kelch domain containing 4. The coding region runs from base 81 to 1904 and encodes 607 amino acids. The transcript has 12 exons. Gene Ontology annotation, molecular function: protein binding. NCBI's taxonomy places the organism in Eukaryota, Metazoa, Chordata, Mammalia, Chiroptera, Vespertilionidae. The record is from RefSeq and is a predicted model, not a curated record.